AUGCUCACUCACGCCCUCGCUCUCGCCGUCGCCUCUCUGCCCAUCCUUGCUGCUGCCACCCCCGUCGAGCUCGAGGCCCGCCAGUCGUGCUCCACUGGGGAGAUUCAAUGCUGCGAGUCCACUGAGACCGUAAGCAUUAGCCGACUCUGCACUGCUCUUUUGGGCUUGCUUGGUGUCGUUGUUCAAGACCUGAACGUUCUCCUCGGUGUCAACUGCUCCCCGAUCACUGUGAUCGGCGUGGGCAGCAGCGGCAGCUGCUCCGCUUCGACCGUGUGCUGCGACGACAACAGUCACGGGGAGCUCGUCUCCAUCGGCUGCGUCCCUGUUAGCCUCUAA
This is a messenger RNA of Dichomitus squalens LYAD-421 SS1, 336 nucleotides long. Its product is annotated as fungal hydrophobin. The record is from RefSeq and is a predicted model, not a curated record. Gene Ontology annotation, molecular function: structural constituent of cell wall. The coding region runs from base 1 to 336 and encodes 111 amino acids. Lineage: Eukaryota; Fungi; Basidiomycota; Agaricomycetes; Polyporales; Polyporaceae. Gene Ontology annotation, cellular component: fungal-type cell wall. The transcript is spliced from 3 exons.